Saimiri boliviensis boliviensis (Bolivian squirrel monkey) is the source of this 3579-nucleotide messenger RNA. RefSeq names its product FES proto-oncogene, tyrosine kinase (gene FES). Gene Ontology annotation, biological process: peptidyl-tyrosine phosphorylation. The record is from RefSeq and is a predicted model, not a curated record. NCBI's taxonomy places the organism in Eukaryota, Metazoa, Chordata, Mammalia, Primates, Cebidae. Gene Ontology annotation, molecular function: non-membrane spanning protein tyrosine kinase activity; ATP binding.
GGCAUAUUGUGUCUUCCUGGGCUGAAGUGACCUGGCUGCCAGGGCUGUGGGGUUGAGGCCUAACGUGGGGGCUGACUUGCUGGGGGGAGCCAGAGCCCCACAUGGAAAACUCCGCACCUCUCCACGCCCCAGCCCCUGCCCUCUGACUGCCCCAGGCCUCCCUUAGGACAGGAAGCCCCUGCCUGGGGGUAGGAGGAUGGGGACAGAGCCACCAGGACCUGUCCCUGAGAAGCGGCCUCUGUUGGGGAUAUUUACUUGGAGAUUUUAUUCAAAUGGAAGCUGGCGCCUGAGCCUCUCCUCAGGGAAUACCGUGAAGUGGGGAGGGCUGGCCCAGGGUGCCCUCGUCCUCUCCUGCGGUGGCCCAGGCCUGGUGCCAGGACUGCGGGCCUCCCCUCAGCCCCCGACACCCCGGGCUUCCCUGGGUCCAGCAUCUGCCUGGGGCCUUGCCCUGCGAUGUCGCCCCCCACCUCGUGCCCCUUCCUGGUGUUCCCGGGGCGCUGCGGGGCCCAGGGGGGCUGCAGGGCGCAGGCGGCGCUCAGCUGGGCCAUUCUUUCCCGGCCCCCUCCUCCCUUCCGUUUCCGUGGCCGCGCGGCCGGCUGGAGGCUGCGGCCCAGCGCGGAGCAGGGGGGCCGGCAGGCGUCGAGGCCGUCGAGCAGCUCCCGCCCGCCCCUUCCCCUCCAGGCCCGCCCCGGGGCCGGGGCCAACUGAAACCGCGGAGGAGGAAGCGCGGAAUCAGGAACUGGCCGGGGUCGGCACCGGGCCUGAGUCUGUCCGAGGCCGCCCCAGGAGCAGCUGCCCGCGCGGCCGCAGGCCAUCCCAACCCUCCAGUCCCACGCCUGCGUCUCCAGCUGCUGCCUCGCCCCCGGGCUGGCCCCUUUUCUGUCCCAAGGCCGGCACUAUGGGCUUCUCUUCGGAGCUGUGCAGCCCCCAGGGCCAUGGGGUCCUGCAGCAGAUGCAGGAGGCUGAGCUCCGGCUCCUGGAGGGCAUGAGGAAGUGGAUGGCCCAGCGGGUCAAGAGUGACAGGGAAUAUGCGGGGCUGCUCCACCACAUGUCCCUGCAGGACAGCGGGGGCCAGAACCGGGGUAUCCCGGACAGUCCCAUCAGCCAGUCCUGGGCGGAGAUCACCAGCCAGACAGAGGGCCUGAGCCGGUUGCUGCGGCAGCACGCAGAGGACCUGAACUCAGGACCCCUGAGCAAGCUGAGCCUGCUCAUCCGGGAGCGGCAGCAGCUUCGCAAGACCUACAGCGAGCAGUGGCAGCAGCUGCAGCAGGAGCUCACCAAGACCCACAGCCAGGACAUUGAGAAGCUGAAGAGCCAGUACCGGGCCCUGGCACGGGACAGUGCUAAUGCCAAGCGCAAGUACCAGGAGGCCAGCAAAGACAAGGACCGUGACAAGGCCAAGGACAAGUAUGUACGCAGCCUGUGGAAGCUCUUUGCCCACCACAACCGCUACGUGCUGGGUGUGCGGGCGGCACAGCUGCAUCACCAGCACCACCACCAGCGCCUGUUGCCUGGCCUGCUGCGCUCACUGCAGGACCUGCACGAGGAGAUGGCUCGAAUCCUGAAGGAGAUCCUGCAGGAAUACCUGGAGAUUAGCAGCCUGGUGCAGGAUGAGGUGGUGUCCAUUCACCAGGAGAUGGCUGCAGCUGCUGCCCGCAUCCAGCCUGAGGCUGAGUACCAAGGCUUCCUGCGACAGUAUGGGUCCGCACCUGACGUCCCACCCUGCGUCACAUUCGAUGAGUCACUGCUUGAGGAGGGUGAACCGCUGGAGCCUGGAGAGCUCCAGCUGAACGAGCUGACCGUGGAGAGUGUGCAGCACACGCUGACCUCAGUGACAGAUGAGCUGGUUGUGGCCACCGAGACGGUGUUCAGCCGGCAGGAGGUGGUUACGCAGCUGCAGCAGGAGCUCCAGAAUGAAGAGCAGAACACCCACCCCCGCGGACGGGUGCAGCUGCUGGGCAAGAGGCAGGCACUGCAGGAGGCGCUGCAGGGGCUGCAGGUAGCGAUGUGCAGCCAGGCCAAGCUGCAGGCCCAGCAGGAGCUGCUGCAGACCAAGCUGGAGCAGCUGGGCCCCGGCGAGCCCCCGCCUGUGCUGCUCCUGCAGGAUGACCGCCACUCCACGUCAUCCUCGGAGCAGGAGCGAGAAGGGGGAAGGACACCCACGCUGGAGAUCCUUAAGAGCCACAUCUCAGGAAUCUUCCGCCCCAAGUUCUCGCUCCCCCCACCGCUGCAGCUUGUUCCAGAGGUGCAGAAGCCCCUGCAUGAGCAGCUGUGGUACCACGGGGCCAUCCCGCGGGCGGAGGUGGCUGAGCUGCUGACGCACUCUGGGGACUUCUUGGUGCGGGAGAGCCAGGGCAAGCAGGAGUACGUGCUGUCGGUGCUGUGGGACGGCCUGCCACGGCACUUCAUCAUCCAGUCCUUGGACAACCUGUACCGACUGGAAGGUGAAGGCUUUCCCAGCAUUCCCUUGCUCAUCGACCACCUGCUGAGCACGCAGCAGCCCCUCACCAAGAAGAGUGGUGUCGUCCUGCAUAGGCCCGUGCCCAAGGACAAGUGGGCGCUGAACCAUGAGGACCUGGUGUUGGGCGAGCAGAUUGGACGGGGGAACUUUGGCGAAGUGUUCAGCGGACGCCUGCGAGCCGACAACACCCUGGUGGCAGUGAAGUCUUGUCGAGAGACUCUCCCACCUGACCUCAAGGCCAAGUUUCUACAGGAAGCAAGGAUCCUGAAGCAGUACAGCCACCCCAACAUCGUGCGUCUCAUUGGCGUCUGCACCCAGAAACAGCCCAUCUACAUUGUCAUGGAGCUUGUGCAGGGGGGUGAUUUCCUGACGUUCCUCCGCACGGAGGGGGCCCGCCUGCGGGUGAAGACUCUGCUGCAGAUGGUGGGGGACGCCGCUGCUGGCAUGGAGUACCUGGAGAGCAAGUGCUGCAUCCACCGGGACCUGGCUGCUAGGAACUGCCUGGUGACAGAGAAGAAUGUCCUGAAGAUCAGUGACUUUGGGAUGUCCCGAGAGGAAGCUGAUGGGGUCUACGCAUCCUCAGGGGGCCUCAGACAAGUCCCCGUGAAAUGGACUGCACCUGAGGCCCUUAACUAUGGCCGCUACUCCUCCGAGAGCGAUGUGUGGAGCUUCGGCAUCUUGCUCUGGGAGACCUUCAGCCUGGGGGCCUCCCCCUAUCCCAACCUCAGCAAUCAGCAGACGCGGGAGUUCGUGGAGAAGGGGGGCCGACUGCCCUGCCCAGAGCUGUGUCCUGAUGCCGUGUUUAGGCUCAUGGAGCAGUGCUGGGCCUAUGAGCCUGGGCAGCGGCCCAGCUUCAGCACCAUCUACCAGGAGCUGCAGAGCAUCCGAAAGCGGCAUCGGUGAGGUUGGGACCCCCUUCUCCAGCCCGUGGCCUCUGCAGGCCAAGGUGCACCUCCUCAGUGGUUCCAGCUCCCACGUGGACAGCUCUUCAGUCCUGGACUCCUGCCCCCAGCAUCCACACUGCCGGCAGGGUGCAGCUCUGUGUUUUCUUGUGUCCCUGCUCCCGCCAGGGCUUCCUCUCCUGGGCAGAAGCAAUAAAACCACUUGUGCCCACUGAA